This is a messenger RNA of Carassius auratus (goldfish), 2203 nucleotides long. RefSeq names its product protein tyrosine phosphatase mitochondrial 1 (gene ptpmt1). Bases 1109 to 1660 code for a protein of 183 amino acids. Gene Ontology annotation, molecular function: phosphoprotein phosphatase activity; phosphatidylinositol-4,5-bisphosphate 5-phosphatase activity; phosphatidylglycerophosphatase activity. Gene Ontology annotation, biological process: protein dephosphorylation. The transcript is spliced from 5 exons. Lineage: Eukaryota; Metazoa; Chordata; Actinopteri; Cypriniformes; Cyprinidae. The record is from RefSeq and is a predicted model, not a curated record.
ACUAAAAUGAUAAAGCAUUCCCAACAGAACACAGUCCACAUUAGAUUAUAAUUGCAUUAAGCACCGACAGGUCCUGCUAUAGCCACUAUAAUGAUACUUUAUGGAUUCCUCAAGCCAUUUUCAGAGAGCUCCAUCAUAACUGUACAUGGGUUUUGGCUUGGAAAUAAAUGCACAAUCGAACAUUGUGAAGCUCUUAUCAAAUGAUAGCGGUAGUUCACGUGACAGUCUUGAACAGCAGCAGCUUUCACAGUUCAACAGGCCUCUGAGCUCAAAGCAGGCGGCCAGACACUUAACAGUAAUUUCUCAUUUCUCAUUAACGUAUAUAUAACCUUACCCAAUUUAUUGACAGACUCAGUGGAAGCAAGCAGCUAUAUGAGCUCUAAGCUAUCCAAACACUGCCAAUGAAUGUGAUGACCUCAGAAGCAGUUAAGUGUGGUGUAUUUAUAUUUUAUUAGCACGUCAGCCUUGAAAAAAGAAAGCAAAAGCUCUGUAAACAAGAGACGUUUCUAUUCGAGACUAGCGCUCGGAGUGUCCCAAGACUAACUUUUACUGGGAUCGAUACCUCCAUUUGAUCGAUAUGAGAUUGAGCCACAAAGUUGCAUUUUUUUUUUUUUUUGCAGAAGGACCAUUUCAAAACGGGCGAACAUGACAGGACUUCUGUGCUAAAAACGUAACACUACUACUACACUAACACACUAGCUGAAUUCAUUUAGCCAGGGAGUGACCAUGCGUUUUCCAACAGGACCUCUAGUUUGUUCAUUACCAGAGCUAUCUCAGUGGACAUACAUGCGAUGUAAAGACCGCAUGUGCAACACAGGGAGGGAGCGACCCGUCCAAAUCCUGCACAUCACCUGCAGCUUUUUCAUUGCUUUGCAUCAUUACACUUCUCCAUGAUGCUUAAACUUAGCAGAAGAGCGCACCGAAGUUACACAAGUUCAGGGAAUCAACCUCCAAAACAGAAGAUGGCAAUAUUGAGGAUCUGUACCAGGCGUCGAAGAAAACCAAGCCUGCUUCAGGUUUCAUGUAAAGUGGAUAUGCAGGAGUAGUGAGAAUGAAACUCUUGUGACACGUUUGAAGUCGUUCGUGUCGUUCGUUCACACGAGGAACGAUGUCGAGUGUUCUAGCGAGGACUUUGUUUUACCCCACGCUCGCUUACAAUGUUGUCAUGGAAAAAAUCACUUCCAGACAAUGGUAUAAUCGCGUGGACCCUACUGUCAUUCUCGGUGCUCUUCCAUUCAAGUCAAUGACAGAGGAGUUGGUCCAAAAAGAGAAAGUCAGAGGAGUUAUUACUAUGAAUGAAGAAUAUGAGACAAAAUAUUUCUGCAAUUCAGCUGAGGAGUGGCAAGAUGUUGGUGUUGAGCAGAUCAGACUCAGCACGGUGGACCUGACAGGUGUUCCCAGCCUAGAGCACAUUCACAAGGGUGUGGACUUUGCCUUGAAACAUCGAGAGCAGGGCACUAGUGUCUAUAUUCACUGUAAGGCUGGCCGCUCACGCAGUGCAACUAUUGCAGCUGCAUACCUCAUCAGGCUGCACUGUUGGAGUCCAGAGGAGGCCUAUAAGGUGCUAGCCUCGGUCCGGCCUCAUGUGCUGCUCCGCUCAGACCAGUUGGAGAUACUGCAGGAGUACUACAAGCAAGUGUGCAGUCCUGAGUCCAGCUAGAAGAUAUACAGUGUACAACCGCUGACAAUUAUGCUUAAUCUGAUAUACUGUACAGCCGUAAUUCAUUGUUUUUCCUUGUUGGAGUGCAUAUUUUUCUAUAUAUUCUUUUAAGAAUUUGUGUACUGUACUCAAAAGCAGACUUUAAGCUAUAAUAACAUCCAUCUGGAUCAACAAUUACAUUGUGAAUAAAAAUAUAUAUUACUUCAGAUGUUUUAGACAGUGAAUUUACAAAUACUAUUUAUUUUUGAUUGAGUAAGUGAUGUAAUGUUUUUAAAGUUUUUUUUUUUUUUUUUUUUUUUUAUCCAGAGCUUCUAACUGACUUCUUUGUACUAGGAGUUGUUAAAAAACUGCAUCUGGUAUUUUUUGUUUCUUUGUGGAUGAUAUCUAUAAGGUCAUGAUAUUUUAAAAUUGUAAACAGUAGGAAAUCCUAUCUUGGCAGCUUAACAGAGUCAAAGAAUUUAAUGAUGUUUUUAAUGGCUAUAUAGUAUAAAGAAACUGAGAGAGACCAUUUGCAAUGUAUUUUAAUAAAUAUGACAAACCUCA